GAACCUGUCACACGAUUAUGUACUUUCUGUGUGCCUUCAUGUUUGUGAAUAUGUAUGUGUAUUCAGGGGGGCUAAUGGUAGAGGGCAAAAAAUAACAGAAGUAUCCGUUAAGUGAAACAGGCACUCAUAGAGCCGGAUACGUUUCCUAUCUUUAGAGAGAUGCACAGACGUCACACACACACACACACACAUGCACAGAUCAGGAAGUGAGACGGCUGGUGUCAGGCCCUUCAGCUGGGUAGCCAGGGUGCUGCAGUUGGCCUUCGGGGUGAGCUGGCUGCGUCUGUGAUGUGAUCGCUUUCCUCUCCGGCUUUUGGCGACGAUCGUUUCUCCCCUCUUCGCAUGGGACGUGAAGGCGCAGGGUGGCAAUGGGGUCCAGGCUGAAAGAAAAUCCAGAGAGAACUUUUUAUUGGUUCUUUGAAGCCUCCUGUCCUAUUGCUAAAGACAAAGAUCCAGGAGUUUUAUUUCAGUUUCCGGAAGAUUUCAGUGAUGAGGAGUCUCUCCAGACCCUGCCCCGGUUCUGUUUUCCCUACGACAUAGAGAGGGUAAAGGAGACUGCAGCAAUUCAGCACUUCACCUUUGUGCUCACGGACCUGGAGGGAUGCCAGCGCUUUGGUUUCUGUCGCCUGACGUCUAGCUCCAGGACCUGUCUCUGCAUCCUGAGCUACCUGCCUUGGUUUGAGGUAUUCUACAAACUUCUGAACAAUCUUGCAGACUGUUUAACAAAAGGCCAGACCAAUGAGAUGCGAGAGCUACUCACCGCCCUCUACAAAUACCCUGUGCCAGAGGUCAACAGCUCUGUCACUCUACAGCUGGGUGAGCAGCUACAGGUCAGAGUGGGGGUGCAGCAGUCCCUCCAUUGCCUCUCACCCCCCCCACCGGGGAAGGGAGGAUCAGGGAUCCCUUACUUCAUUGCUCCUGACCCCGGGAGUCUUCCCUCCAUCCCAGAAAGUAGGAACCUGACUGAGUUGGUGGUGGCUGUGGAUGUCAGUAAUCUACUGCAGCUCUACGCCAGCAUGCUGUUCGAACGGAGAAUUAUCAUCAGCUCCACCAAGCUGAGCACGUUGACGGCUUGUGUCCACGCCUGCAGUGCCAUGCUCUACCCCAUGUAUUGGCAACACAUAUUCAUCCCCGUGCUCCCCCCUCAUCUGCUGGACUACUGCUGUGCUCCCAUGCCCUACAUCAUUGGUGUCCACUCCAGUCUUAUGGAGAAAGUGAGGAGCAGGGCUUUGGAGGAUGUGGUCAUUUUGAACGUGGACACAAACACACUGGAGUCCCCAUUCGAGGACCUGAAAAGGAUUCCGUCAGACGUGCUCUCAUUGCUGAAGGUUCGGCUGAAGAAGCAGUCUACGGCCCCAGGUUCGGGCGUGGCUCGAGCCUUCCUGAAGACACAGGCUCUGCUUUUUGGGGGGUACAGAGAUGCACUGCUGAGCCCCACGGAGGGGGGUCCACUCAGGUUUUGCGAGGAAUCUUUCCUGAAGCACAAGUCUCACAGCAUGAGGCAGUUUCUGGAGAGUGCUGUCCACCUGCAGUUCUUCAAGCAGUUUAUUGACGGACGCCUAGAGCUGAUAAACCGAGGGAAGGAUCCCGUGGAUCUGUUUGAGGAGGAAAUGUUUCAAUGUGGGGAGUCUGCAGGUGGCAGACGAUCCUACCAGCAGCUGGUUGGGAACCUGAAGAAAGGGGGCGGAGCUCUGAUUCACACAGUCAAGUCUAAGGCCAACAUGUGCAAGACUGCUAAAGGUCAUGCCAAGUCCGGCUUGAAGAAUCUUCUGUGUUCCAAGGAGGAGAAUGAGGUGGCCCUGCUCUACAGAGGGGGGUCCCUGCGGUCUGAAGUCCCAGGAACUUAUGUGCAUCGUCGGGUACAGUCCGACUGUCUGCAGAACCGCCUGCCAAUCACACAGCACUUUGGAAAGUCUCGGCCACGUCGACCAGCUCGCAGGUACAACCGCCAGCAUGAGGAGAGAACACCAGAGAAGAGCAGCACCUGGAGACCAGACUGGGAGGAAGAGGCUGCGGAAGAGGAUCAGGGCAGCUCAGACAGUGUGCAGUUGGAUGAGGUUGAUGGAGACCUGGUGCCAGACUCAGAAGAGAUGGACCUGCUGGGGGAGAUCUUCGACACGCUCAGCACUCGGAGCGUGCACGAGCGCGGGCUCCUGUACGGGACUCGCAGCCUGGACUUCUUCGGCCCCGACUCGGCCGACUACAUCACUCGGAAGGGGAUGGCCGCACCGAGCCAGGAGAGUCUGAAUGCCUCCCUUGGGAGGAGCGGAAGUCUCCUGAGCUGGGGUCAGGAGGAGGAGCCAGAGGAGCAGGAGGAGGGGUCAGAUGCACAGGGGGAGGAGCAAGAGGAGGGGACUGGCAAGCAGAAGGGGGAGGCAGAAGAGGAGAAGGAGGAGGAGGAGCUGGAAGAUGAAGGAAAAGACAGACCUGGCGAGCCUUAUCAAGAGGCAGGGAGGAAAGUGAGGAGCCUCCAGCAGCAGGAGAAGGAGGAGAGAGUAAAAGAGGAGGAGCAGGAGAGACAGCAGGAGGUUCAGAGCCAGGAGCACCAAGAUGAAAACCAGCCUCAGCGAACAGGAGCUCCACCCUCACCUAUGGAACCAGAGGCAGUAUCUGCUCAAAGCCCCACCACCACCCUCAGCCCCGCCACUUCCUCUGAGGUCACUUCGGAGGAUAAGCCAUCCGGAGCGGGACGAAGAGUGGAAUCGGGAUGGAAGGCCCAGCUAAAGGAACAGGGGCGUGUGAGCACACCCCAGAUCAGUGCUGACAGCCAGGUCACAGACCCUCCCAGCCCCUCCCCAGCUGGCCAACUGACAGAGCCGGGUCCUGACGUCGGGGCAGGGCUGGGGGGAGGGGCAGACGAACAGGGGGAAAACAGGUCCCCCAUGCCCAGGGUGCAGUCUACUCUGGCUCUGUUUCAGGCUAGAGAAGGGGGCGGGGCCCGGAAGCCAGGCAAUGCCUUCGGAGGCGGGAACUCUGCCCUCAAAAAUUCUUCUCCCAACAAAAGACCUUCCCCUGAAGCUGGCCCCCCCGAGCCGGGGGACACGUCUAAGCCCAUCAGAACAUCGCCCAUGAGGCCCUCUCCUGGUGAGACGCACACAGACCCUGACAUCACUGCGGAAGGUGAGGAGCAACACCUGCCCCCUGUCAAGGUGUCCGAGCUGAAGAAGAGAUUUGAAGCUUGAUCAGUCCCUGACUCUGUGUGUGAGAGAGAGACAGUGGCCAGCCCACAGGCCAAUACACAGCAAACUGUGGCAUGAAAGUUUCUGCCAGAGAUGCCAAUGGUGACUGACAACGCAGUUCAUCUCUGUGGCCAGCAGGUGUCACUCGUCACACUGAGCUCCGGCCUGGAGACUUAAGAGAAAAGUGCAGUCAAGGUCUGGAGUUAAACUGGGACUCCUUACUGCAAAGCCUUUUAGUCUCUCCUUCUGCUUACUUAUCAAAGGUGGUGUCACUCAAUUUACUUAAUUUGUGCAACUUGUUAUUUUCAUGUCCACCUAACAGCUUUCCUUUCUGUCCACCUGUCUGUCAAGGACACACAGGACAGCCAAUCACCCAGACCCCAACUCAAGGUGUCGCCACUCAGACUGCCAUAUGUGAAAUUACCACUGAGGCUCUUUAAAAAAAAAAAAAGCACAGAGAAGGGCAACUAAAUUGGUUCCAUGUUUGAAAUUUUAAAAGGUACAAAUAAAAGCUGGUAUUCCAGCAGCCAUGCCACCCUGUACCCUUCUCAUGAUUUAGUACUGAAUCUAAGCAGGUGUGGGGUGUGACCCUCUAGAAAAGGGGUGAACAGUCUUAUCCGAAAAGGUUUGCAGGUUUUUUGUUUUUGUCGAAUGUUACAGCACCCGAUUCUACUUAUAAAGGUCUUGACUGGAGAACACAAUUAUUCAGACAUUGUAGUGCUGAGCAUAAACAGAGCCCUGCAUCCACACUGGCCCUUUUUGAAUUUUGGACACUCCUGUGUCAGGAAAGCUAGCUGGCUGCUGGAAGAAGUUAGCAUGUCAGCAGGAGGUUCUCUUCUCCCUGGACUGGAUAGAAACAUACUGUAGUACCCCAGUACAGAGAUCUGGGUGCCUUCCUUUUCCUCAGGGGAGAUGUUAACCAAAGGGUCCGAUUCGCCAUGGUCAUUGAAGAUCCCAAGGGCACAGGGUAGGGGGUGUGCGUUUAUUUUUCUUAUUUCAGAUCAGUCAGAGACACCGAUUUCUCAUGCUGGAUAGCACUGGCCCAAUGCACUGACCCUAGAUUCAUUUCAGCUUUCUCUCACUAGUAGGAUCAUGCUGAGCAUGUCACUGACACUGCCAUGAGCUGUGAUGACAAAUUUACACAUUAUUGCCUUGCCUUUUAAUAUCAAAUAUAUAUAUUUGCUUACGUGUCAGUUUGUCGCAUUUUUUAAUAAAUUAAAAUGAAAAGCA
Molecule: messenger RNA, 4409 nt
Organism: Anguilla rostrata (American eel)
Lineage: Eukaryota; Metazoa; Chordata; Actinopteri; Anguilliformes; Anguillidae
Gene: dennd1c
Product: DENN domain containing 1C
Exons: 23
Coding region: 369-3182 (937 amino acids)
Biological process (GO): endocytosis; endocytic recycling
Cellular component (GO): cytosol; intracellular membrane-bounded organelle
Molecular function (GO): phosphatidylinositol phosphate binding; guanyl-nucleotide exchange factor activity
Source: RefSeq, a predicted model, not a curated record